UGUUGUUCGAAUGGUGGCUUCGGUUCUUCUUGUUAUUUAUUGUAAAGAUUUUCGAAAAAAAUACAAAUUAUAUGUGAUUGAAAAUGUUGUGACAGUGUAAUAGGUCAUUUAGUGUUUCCUACGAAUUCGAAGACUGUUUAUUUAGAUUAGUUGUCGGGAAAAUCCGUAAAUAUGUCGGACUUGUCGUUGCAACGAGAUCUUGUGAUAUCUCUAAAACGAGAGACGUUAUUAAACAUUGGGAUACUUAGCAAGCUCCAUCCGAUGUCUUCUGACUUGUCCCGGAUGCUGAAAGAAAAUUGUUUGGAGAAACCUACUCAAAAUGUGUUUAAUCAUCUGGCGCAUUACUUGGUUUGUAUUAUCGAUCCUCAGGUUACCUUGCCUUGGCCUUUGUAUGACUCGAAAACAGAAAGAACUUAUAGAAAUGAGCUUUCAGUGUUCGUUGCUGACUACAGCAGUAAAAGUUUGCUGUCUCCAGUGAUGUCCUCAUAUUUCGUUAACCCAAAUUGCUACAAGGUCACUCUGUUAAUGUUUCAAAUGUCUCAAUUGGCUGUCCAACGCGUUUUACUAAUGAAAAUGGACAAAGAACACCAAAAGAAACUCUUCAAUGAAAUGACUGAAAAAUACAAGUCUCAGAAAGAGGAGGGAUUUAUAGAGAGUAUUGAAAAAGAGACAGAAAUAAUGUUGAGUAAGUUCUCUAACUAUCUGAGGAAGCGAGAAAUUAUGGAGAAAAUUGCUAAGAAGUUACGAGAUCGCAUCACACAGAUGGAAAACAAGUUAAAAACAACAAAUGCACAAGGAUUCAUUGACAAUUUAGUUGAUGGUUAUGUUAAAAAACAUUCACUGGAUGAAGACACAAAAAUGGAAAUAUUAAAAAUAAAAAAUAUUAAUCAGUCAGUUCCUUUCUUCGAUAAAUGGCUAGCAGAUCUAGAUAAGCAAAUGGAUGUAAUGGAAUCCAAUUGGGAUGCCAAAAUGUCUCCAUUUCUAAAACUAUCUCAGACAACUUCGGAAAACACACAAACGUUAAUAGCAAGGCAGACAGGAGAAGCAGAUAAGAAAACAUUUACGAUUGAAUUUAAUCCGAAAACUGAUGACAUUUCUACGCUUGAUCUUCAGAAACAAGUGAAUAGCCAACAGAAAUACAUAUUGAAAAACAUAAUUAAAGAUGAAAAAUUGAAUUUCCCCAACCUAAUAAGGGGAUUUCUUAUAUCCAUUUGUUUUAUAUUGAAGAAUAUGGAAGUUGGGGAUGAGAUCUACCAGUUCAAUGAGUAUUUGGAAGGCGGACAGAGGAAUUAUAGUGAAAUUGUGUCGGCUAUGAAGAUUCUGGUUGAAAGAGUCAUGAAUGCUGAAGGAAGGCUGCAGCCACAACAAGAAACCUUCAGUACCUUCACGUCAUCGCGGGAAAUCUCCGAGAUACCUCCGUUGCCAGAUCUAUCAGACAUUAAGAUGAACAGAGAGUUCCACCACCAAACUAUAUUCGAGACUUUCACUCCUUUGCACUUUACCAAACACCAAUUCAACUUACGCAAGCAAAGAACUGGCUUUAUCAAGCCAAUGUCGAAGACUUUUGCCACACCUUUCCAUCGGGCGCCAAGAGACGACUUCUUGAAGAGUCUUAUUUCAUGUCGCGUUAGUGCAUACGACCAUAUGAACAUAACACAAAACAACAAUAUGUCUGUAAUGAAUCACACCGCUCAUAGAAUGAACGAAACCAUUGCAGAAUGUACGUCCGGCUUCACUAAACAACAAAUCUGCCGGUUGCUUUCGACUAAGAAGACAAGCAGUUCUAAGAAAAUGAAGCACAAAGUGGAUAGACCAAACAUUAAGAUCAAGAAAGGUGGUCUUUUCAAUGAAUCCAACAUUUCUAAUGACAGUAUAAAUCUGAUUAGAAGUCAUUCUUCGCCAAAUCUUUUUGAGAAUAAGGAGAAACGGUCGCGGACCAACUUAAGGUCUCGUAAGUUAUCCAUCAUGAAGGAAGAUAGUCCGUCUCUUUUGGAAGUAUCUGGAAUCGCUGCGUUAGAACGAGACAGCAAUCACAGUACACCACAAGGUGUUAUCUCACUCGAAAGCACGAGAAAGCUAAUAGAUGCUUCAAGUUUGCCUUCUAUCUCCAUGACAGUGACGCCGAGAAGCGAUGUAUCAGAUAACCCCGUAGAUUUGAAUAAAGAACUAAGCGAAUUCAAGGAACCACAGAUGAUCAAACCAAUACGAAAGAGCAAAGAGUCGUUUGGCGAAGCAAAAACAGUUGUACCACAGAGAAAAAGCACAGAAAUAGUUAAGGAGGAAACUAAAACAGAUACGCCAAAAAAUAACACACAGAUAGUAAAAAAGACAAGUUCUUUAGAGAAAAUUAUAAAUAGGUUCAAAAAAGUACGAGCAAGUGUCUUGCCAAGUGAAGGUAAUGAUGAAAAUAAUGAUUUUAAAACAAUAUUCGAGGAGAAAGAAAAUCUUAAUUCAGUCAAUGUAGAUGUAUUUACGGCAAAUAGGAAUUUACUUCCUGAUUUAUUAAGUCCAAGUUGUAGUUUAAUAGCGCCGAAGUCCAACGAUAAUUUUUUAGAUCAACUUUAUUUCGACAGUGAUGAGGAUAAGCCGAGGAAACCAAGGGAGAGUCUUGGCACUGCGCUGGGGGUAGACCAAACGUUUUUAGACCAAUUUGAUUUGAUAGACUAAUCACAAAGUUUGCCUUAUUAUAAUUUAAUAAGAAACGCCUUAAGCUU
Messenger RNA from Pectinophora gossypiella (pink bollworm), 2714 nucleotides. RefSeq lists its product as uncharacterized. The record is from RefSeq and is a predicted model, not a curated record. Bases 172 to 2667 code for a protein of 831 amino acids. Lineage: Eukaryota; Metazoa; Arthropoda; Insecta; Lepidoptera; Gelechiidae. The transcript is spliced from 2 exons.